CCGAUCUCCCCCAAAGCGUCAGCGAUAGUCAGCAACACACUGUGGUGGCAGAUCAGCGGGGCGGUGCGCAUAGUGGGAUAAAGAAACACUGUUUCAUCCACAGGAAAGAAAAACGAGGAAAAGAGGGGGGACAUCCCACCAUUUCCAGAGUUGCAACAACUUCACCUGCCUGGUGUGCUGAUCUCCGGCUGGCCGUGGCUGCAGACAGGGACAACCGGGAACUUAAGGAACUAACGCCGGGACGGUGCCAGCAGAAUAUCUGUUAGGUGCUGUGUCAAUUUUUGCGGGCGGAAGACAACAUUUCCCCGGCGGAACUCUCCAAGUGUUGGAAACUUCCCAGCGCAGCAUCGAUCGAGGACCUCCCGCCCACUUUACCUCUGAUCCACAAUCCUGGAAGGAGGGAGAGAGUUGUGCAGCCGCUGCGGUGGAUGGAGAAACAAAGGCUCCAUGGUUAAACUAGAAGAGCUGCUUUGAUAACUGUCCUUGUUCUCUAUAUUUGCCUGCUGUUUCCCAACAGACUCCAUCAUCCACACGGCACAUCUGCAGCCGCUUGGAUCUCAUUUUGGGGACCCCGGCCAGGCUCGACUUAGUGCAAACUCUCCGCCAGAGGAAAGAAACGCCGCAGACGUGCCAUUGAUGCUUUGGUACGGAGAAGCGCAACACCGAUCCUCUAGUUUUACGAAAGUCUCCUACUGCUCAGUGAGGGAGGUAGACUAGUUCGGAUCCGAAGUGGGAUUUGCAGAAGUUGCAUGCUUGGUCUUUGUCGUUUCGAGUGAUCCCCGUUCAUCCACUCUCAGGUUAUCAGACGAGAUCCGGAUAGUUGAGGUGCCAUGGCGAUGUGUGUGGGGAUAUGGAUACUCCUGUUAGCGCUGCACGUCCAAGCUGGCAACGGGCAGAUGGUACAGAUGGACUCCAGUAAGUCCGGCUUUGUGGGUUCACAAGUGGAACUGCGCUGCAUUUUCAUCAACAGUAACCCGCCAGUCAAGAUCUCUCAGGUCACCUGGCAGAAGCUCCUCAACAGCACCAAACAGAACGUGGCCAUAGCCAACCCGGCCCUCGGCGUGUCCGUCCUGCCGCCCUUUAAGGAGCGGGUCAGCUUUAAGCAGGCAGCGGUCCGUCAUCGUACACCCUCGCUGGAGGACACCACCAUCGUGUUCUCCAACCUGCAGCUGUCUGAUGAAGCUGCCUACAUCUGCGAGUAUACAACAUUUCCUGCAGGAAACCGGGAGAACAUGGUCAACCUCACUGUAUUUGCUCGGCCUAUGACACGUAUGACCCUGACAACGCCCACGAUUGUAGCCAGGGCCCAGAAACGCAAGAUGACUGUUGCAACUUGUGUAUCAGCUAAUGGGAAACCCCCAAGUGUGAUCAAAUGGGAGACCAGAUUGAAGGGCGAAGCCACUUUCCAGGAGACUCGCAACCAAAACGGGACGGUGACGGUACGGAGCAACUACGUGGUGGUGCCCAGCCGCGAGACCCACAAACAGAGGCUUACGUGUAUUGUGACGUACCGGAAUGAAAAGAUCACAGACAGCGUGGUGCUCAAUGUGCAAUAUGAACCUGAGGUGAAGAUUGAGGGCUUCGAUGGAAACUGGUACCUGAACCGUCAGAAUGUUCAGCUGACCUGCAGGGCUGAUGCUAACCCCCCUGUCACGAUCUACCAGUGGAAACUCUUGAAUGGCUCCCUGCCCAGUAAUGUGGAGAUCAAGAACAACACCCUGUUCUUCAAGGGGCCAGUGACCUACGACCUGGCCGGUACGUACGUCUGUGACGCGACCAACGGCAUCGGGACUCGCACUGGCAUCGUGGACGUCAACAUCACAGAAUUCCCUAACAACCCGACACCUACGGGCCAUGAGAUCCCGCAGGAGCAGCACAAUGCAGGUGCCGCCAUCGGGGGCGCUGUGGGGGGAGUCGUCCUGUUGGGCGUGGCGGCCAUACUGCUCUUCGUAUUCCUGCGCCGCCGCCAGCGCACCUUCAAAGGAGACUACAGCACCAAGAAACACGUGUUUGGUAAUGGGUACAGUAAGGCCGGCGGCCUGCCCGCCCACCCUCCCAUCCCCAAGAACCUUCAGUACCCGGACGACUCGGACGACGAGAAGAAACCCUCACAGAUCGGUGGCCCCGGAGGGUUUGAGGCGAGCGAGCGCGAUUUUGACGCAGAGCAAGAGGACCUGAAGAGGCCCUAUUUCACUGUGGACGAAGGGGAGAGCCGAGAUUAUGACGAGCGGACUCUGGCUUUCCAGUAUGACCCUGAACCUGAGAUAGCCGAUGAUAUGAUCUCUCAAACCGACGGCUCUGUCAUUUCUAAGAAAGAGUGGUAUGUGUAGUGGCAUGCAACAACCAAACCAAACCCUUUGUCCCCCACCUGCAUUCCACUGCACCCUUCACCUCCAUCACAACCCCGCCCUCCCAUUCGUCACACUGCACCUUUCACUGUCCCACUCCUCUUUUGGUCAACCUAGUACCCCCUUCCCCCUGACUCCCCCCACAUCAGACCCCAUCCAACUAAUCUCAAUUAGAAAAUCAAGCGUCUAUUUAAAGUGCUAGCAACACCAACUUCUCAACAUGACAACAUUGGUAUCAGUUCCAUCAGGUGAAUGGGCAAAGAAUACAAACUAAGGUAUGUAAAUGGACUCGUUGUCACUGACGUACGAGUCCAGGGAGGUGAUUGGUUGAUUAAUACUGGUGUAAUAUUCUUUUUUGUGUAUUUUUUCAUGUUCUAAAUGUAUUAAAUGUAUAAAAAGAGACUGCAGGUUGAGGUUUUGCUGAGCACACUUGUGAAAGUCCUACACUGGAUGUGCGAUUUGUUUUUGUUUUUUAAUACCAUUGCCGUUUUGUUAUUUUUAUAAUGUCUUUUUGUAUGAUUUUUAAGUGACCAGAGAAUUGAAAGUUAAAUGUUUGACAUAAUCGCAGGUGGAGUUGUAAGUGUUUGUAAUUCUGUGGUCAAAUGUUUCAGAGAAAGGAAAAAAAAAAAGACAUACAGCACCUGUAUCAUUUCUCCUGUUUCUCACUGGGGUUAGUGUCCAUGAAAUUACUCAUUUUUGUAUAUUUACAGCAUUAAAAGCAGAUGUGUUAUUGCUGUUUUCCAAAGACAUGCUUAGUAUUUCUUGACCCCCCUCCUGUGUUUAUAGGCUUGGUUUGUUUCUUCACCGAGAGGGAGUCAGUCUACUGAGCCAUGUGGCAGAUAAAUAUUGAGUGUUUCCUCUUUUUUUUUGCCCAGAAUUUCAAUUACAUUAAAUUAGCUUCCACAUCAGUAAAUCAGAAUAACAGGGGAGAGAAGGGCUGCAACAAUUUACUACUUUUCAGUGGUGCAUCACAAUCACGUCCAGAGAAGGUUCGGUGAGUCUCAGUGUCCACAGAAACCUUCAGUCAUGCUCUGAAAUGUCACGAUUGUCACUCGACUUGAACAGGUUGACCUGUGUACGCGAGCUCUCAAUCUUACCACUAUAAUGAAAUGUCUGUUUUUUUGUGUUGAGUUGUCAUAAUUAUGUUUUGUUCUAACCUGUCUUUUAUCAAAUGGAUGUCAGAGAAAAGUGUCCGGGGAGUUUCCCAAUAAUGACUCUGUCUCUCCUUAUAAUUAUGUGACUGUGUAUUGAAGAAUUGGCCUAAGCCUCCCUCGCUUACACCAACAGCAUUUUCUAUGAGGAGUCGUCCAUGGACACAAAGGACACGGAUAGGAGGAAAAUGUCAACAGAAGCUUUUAGACAACAUUUUAACAUGUAAAGGGAAUUGAAAAUAUGAUGGUGGCCAUGCUGGAGUAUAAAAAGUCACCUGCUGCUUUCAUGAUGUUUUUUUUUUGGUUUUUUUUUUUCAUCUUUUCUUUUUCUUUCAAAAAUGAAUUUCGGUAGCUGUUUGGGGGAUUUUAAAGGAAUGAAUGGUUGUCCUUCUCUUAAUGUUGCCAUCAAAAUCUGCCAGUAGGGCUGUCAGAAGGCAUUAUAUAUACCUGGCUUUUUGAAUCACUGUUAAUAAGUGCCAGUGGAUGCUAGCAUAGCAAGUGACUUGUUUCUCUCCUCAGCGUUGAGGUCCAUUACACAAUCCGCAAAAUGCAUUUGCUUCGAACAAAAAAAAAAAGUUCAAUGUGAAAUAUCAGAUAAAACAAAAGCAAAGGAGUAAAUCCGUGGAUACAAAUGACACAUCUGACUGGCUCUGAACAAUAUAAAUACUAUAUUAACCCUUAUUUUAUGCAUGUUUUUUGUGUUGGGAGUGAAUGUGCGUACGAUGCUUUUUUUUCUGUAUCAAUUCCAGUGCAUAUGUCCUCAUUUGCAGCUCAAAAGGCGACACUUUGUCAGUGUUGUCAGUAUUGACAGAGGUUUGAGUUUAUGGGCACACAGUACCCAGGAACAACGUUGCAGUUAACACACACUAAAAAAAAGUAUAUAAAUAUCUAUAUAAAUAUAUAAAUAAAGAUGAAAAAAUAGCAUCUCUAGGAGAGCAGAUCUCUCUUUCAGCUGAGAUGUGAAUGUUUUACAGUCCAUGCUUGUCUACUGUAUGUUUUUAGAUGAGCAUGUUAAUCAUGAGCCUCAAUUUAUAUAUUGCAUUUUCAAGACAAAUUGACAUUACAAAGUGGGGAAUAUCAUGUUCUUAUUAAAAGUCUGUUGAUUUUCAGUUUAGUUUCAUUUUUUGUUGAUUUCAGUUUAAUUCAGUUUCACUUCUUACAGCCUUAUUUCUGUUUUUUCUUCAGUGUAUCUACAACCGUUUGAGAACACACCUGAGGUUGCAACAGAUAGUGUGAAAACUAAAUGACAGUCACAGGGUUGCUAAAAUUGCAAAAGCAAAUCACACUUUAUUGCCUUUAGUUUAUUGUUCACCUGCAGGUGAACUGCUUUGCUGUAACUUUUUUUAAAUCCACAGUUUGCAUAAUAGAAACAAACGUGUGAAAAACAUAUUUCUAUCUUUUCUUCUCGCAUUCAGUGCCUAUCAGAGUCGGGAGACAUGAGGUAGUCUGAACAGUUGCUGCUCCAUCGUUUAAGUUAUUUAUGCCGUAGAAUAACAUAAUGAGUAAUAUUGAAAUAUGACAUGGACUGCAAACUUCAUAUCAGACAAAUGCUGGUUCUUCACUUGCAGUGAAUCGUAGUUAGUGUAGUGGGCAUGUGAUUCCAUCUGAGCUCCAGCACAAUACUACCAAUGUGUCUGUACUUGAUCUUUAAAUCAACUGAUCUCUUAAAAGCUGCAUUCAUUACCAUUUGAAAGUUUAAUGAUGGCUUAAUGGUGACACAGCACUUUUUUUCCCAGUCAUUACUGGGUAGUUUUAAGUCCUUAAGAGAUGAAACUUUUGCAACUUAGUCGCACAUCGCCGACUUCUCAAAGCACAACAAUUGAAACGCUCAUCUUGUGAGAAGAGAUUAAAUUUAAAUUAAAAAAUGUAACUUUGGCCCAAAGCAAAGAUCAACCCUACCCCCCUUUUUAAAGCACAACUUUGAGGUUUCAUUUCACUUUAUUUCUGCAUCCAUUAUGAAACCACUGCCACACUUGCUUCUCAGUCACGUUGGAGAAAGAAAAACCUUUCAGAUCGGAGUCGGCAUUCUGUAUACUGGUAGAUGUAAACAUUGUCUUCAUGUUGUCGGGGUGUUAUGAGUUUCUAUUUUGUAAUACUGACUGUAACUUCAUUCCAUCCUAAUCUACUUUUUGUAUUCAGUAUGUUCAACAUUCCACUGUAAAUACUGUACAUACGGUUGAGAUUAUAGUUGGGAUUUAUUUAGGGACAACUGCGUAGGGACCCUGUUCAUGUAAAAUAUACCUAUUUUGAUCGCAAACAUAGAGACUCGAUGAUGGGUAGAUGAAGUUGAUGCAUAGCUUAUUUCCAAAGUCCCGCAUAGAAAUGCUCCUCCGGUACGUUUUUGAUAUGCCACUAGCGGCUUCACUGUCAUACAAAGGGGUGAUGCAUACAGUUUGUCGAUUUAAUGUUAUUGAAAGAAAAAUCAAAAGAGAGAAAUUGUCUGUAUGCAGCCAUGUGAAUGUAUAUUUCUGAGGGUGUUACAAAUAUGAAAAAAAAAAUCUCUUGUUCAAUUGUGAUGACCCAGUGAAGUAACUUGUAUUUGUUUUAAGCAUUAAAUGAGUUCAAUAGUCAACAA
Molecule: messenger RNA, 6074 nt
Organism: Epinephelus moara (kelp grouper)
Lineage: Eukaryota; Metazoa; Chordata; Actinopteri; Perciformes; Serranidae
Gene: nectin1b
Product: nectin cell adhesion molecule 1b
Exons: 6
Coding region: 831-2330 (499 amino acids)
Biological process (GO): homophilic cell-cell adhesion; protein localization to cell junction; heterophilic cell-cell adhesion
Cellular component (GO): adherens junction
Source: RefSeq, a predicted model, not a curated record